AUGUCGAGGACUUUGACGUACGAUAGACAUACUGAAGAGAACAAACCACAGUUUGAGCGCGUUUUUGGCUCGAGCUAUACGCCGAGAGUGUCGUACCAUUUCAAUCCAAAGGUGUCGAAUUACCAUUAUGGUGUGAAUCAUCCCAUGAAACCGUUCAGAUUGAUGCUGACAGAUCAUUUGGUAUCGUCCUAUGGUUUGCACAAGAUCAUGGAUCUGUAUGAGACAAGAGAAGCUACAAAAGAAGAAAUGUCACAAUUUCAUUCAUCUGAUUAUCUUGAUUUUCUAGAGAAAAUUAGUCCAGAUACUUUGAAUAAGAUACCAAGAGGUACGUUAGAAAAAUUUAAUAUAGGUUCAGAUUGUCCCAUUUUCGAAAAUAUUUACGAUUAUUCUACUUUAUACACAGGUGCAUCUCUCGAUGCAUCUCGCAAGUUAAUUAAUGGUCAAUCUGAAAUCGCAAUAAAUUGGUCAGGUGGACUACAUCAUGCAAAGAAAAAUAAUCCUUCAGGGUUCUGUUACAUUAACGAUAUUGUAUUAUCAAUCUUAAAUUUGUUACGUUAUCAUCCAAGAGUACUUUAUAUCGACAUUGACUUACAUCAUGGUGAUGGUGUCCAAGAAGCAUUUUACACCACAGAUCGAGUCUUUACUAUAUCAUUUCAUAAGUAUAAUGGUGAGUUUUUCCCCGGUACGGGGAAUUAUGAUGAAAUUGGUUGUUCUGGAGGGAAACAUUUCGCAAUGAAUGUACCUUUAAAUGAUGGUAUUGAUGACGAUUCUUAUAUCAAACUAUUUAAAUCCAUUAUAGAUCCAUUAAUCACUUCAUAUCAACCAACUGUAAUCAUACAACAAUGUGGUGCAGAUUCCUUAGGUCAUGAUAGACUAGGAUGUUUCAACCUGAAUAUAAAAGCUCAUGGUGAAUGUGUAAAAUUUGUUAGCUCCUUUGGCAUCCCAAUGUUAGUUGUAGGAGGCGGUGGUUACACUCCAAGAAAUGUUUCUAGACUAUGGGCCUAUGAAACUGGUAUACUCAACAACGUCUUGCUACCAAAGGAAUUGCCUGAAGAAUUGCCAUUUAGAGAAAACUUUGGACCAGAUUAUUCAUUAUAUCCAACUUUAGAUGAUCUGUACGAAAAUAAAAAUAGUAAAAGACAUUUGGAAGAUCUUAGAAUACGAAGUCUUGAACAAAUCAGAUUUUUACAAGGUGCCCCAAGUGUUAGAAUGGAUAGUGAAUUAAUUCCAACGGAGGAUAUCUCUGGACUAACACAAGAAGAAGAGGAAGCUAUUAACGAACUGAAUGAAGAGGGGAAAUUCGAUGCUUGGAGAUUGAAUAAAAUUGAGAGAGAAAAUGCGCAACUCGGUGAGUUCAUUUGA
Molecule: messenger RNA, 1362 nt
Organism: Kazachstania africana CBS 2517
Lineage: Eukaryota; Fungi; Ascomycota; Saccharomycetes; Saccharomycetales; Saccharomycetaceae
Gene: HOS2
Product: histone deacetylase HOS2
Exons: 1
Coding region: 1-1362 (453 amino acids)
Molecular function (GO): histone deacetylase activity
Source: RefSeq, a predicted model, not a curated record